AAUUCAAUUUAUUUAUCUUCUUGCUUCUGUGAUAAUAAGACUUUUCUCUUAACUAUUUUCUCAAAAUGUUAGUUUACUUGAAAAUAAUUUGCUUUAUCGGUUUGCUUCAUUCAUUUGUGUCAUCUGCCAAUGAAGAUGUCUAUAUAACAGAAGCACCUGCAUAUUUAACACCAUGUGAAAUUUACAAGCCUGAAUUUACCAAAUGCUCCACAAAUUCUGUACAAAAAGUAUUUAAUCAACUUGCCAAGGGUAUCCCUGGUCUUAAAGUUGGCAAACCCAUCGAUCCUUUUGUUAUUAAAAAACUUGUUUACAAACAAGAUAAUAAUCAAGUUGCGACAAUAUCUGCAAAUUUAACAAAUCUUGUAACAAAAGGUUUUGCAAAAACUAUUGUCAAAGAAAGCAAAGUUAGCAAGAAAGAUUUUAGCUGGGAAACAACUUUGUUGGUACCAAAUUUAAGAGUGGACGGGCAUUAUAAAAUGGAAGGAAAAAUUUUAGUUGUUCCCCUUCAAGGAAAUGGAGAAAUGUUUAUUGAGUGCGAUGAUCUUCGAAUAAAAAUGUACAGUAAAACAAGACUAUAUGAAAAGGGUGGAUUUACUUUUUACAACGUUACUAGCGUUCGUAUUGAUAUUGCCAUAUCAAAACUAAGAACAAGAUUUGAUAAUUUGUUCAAUGGAAAUAAGGAAAUCGAGGAAAGUACAAAUGAAUUCUUCAAUGAAAAUUGGAAAGAUUUAUUUGAAGCUUUAAAGCCUGUUUUAAUAAAAACUAUAGAAGGAGUGCUUUUAGGACAAUUACAAGCAUAUUUCCAUUAUGUUCCGGCGAACUUUUUUGUUAGUGAUAUUCCUACUUCUGAGAAACUAUAUGGAAAGUCUAACUAAUGUACAAUGUUUACUAGUUUACAUAAAA
Molecule: messenger RNA, 903 nt
Organism: Episyrphus balteatus (marmalade hoverfly)
Lineage: Eukaryota; Metazoa; Arthropoda; Insecta; Diptera; Syrphidae
Gene: Jhbp11
Product: protein takeout
Exons: 5
Coding region: 66-875 (269 amino acids)
Source: RefSeq, a predicted model, not a curated record